AGCUGUUCAAUUCCCCACCGCUGGUAAUCGGAAUCGGAUCCUUCUUCUUCUUCUUCUUCUUCUUCGCUUCGAGUGAGUGCUCCAUGCCUCGGCUGCCAUGGCGCAUUGCCAGUACAGCGCAGAACGCAGUCCGAAGAGGACGUGUGACGCGAGCUCUCCCAGGCCGUUCUCAGUCAGUGUUCGAUGCAGUGCAUACUUCCUUCCAGCCAGCCGCCUGUGACGGAAGAUACAGAAGAUGUCAUGUCGCGCUGAUGGAUUCCUGACAUGUAAUCUAAACUCCUGUCGCGAGUGUCACUGUGCGAAAUGAAGAUAUGUGUAACUUUUAGGGAAGCAUGUGCCUCACGUGCCAAAUUGUGUUAGUGUAGAUUGUGAGGUUUCGUUUCGCAAACUGCCACGAAUUGAAGUGAGCGCGAGUCAAGAUUAUGAACCAGAUUAGAGGAAAAACCUUCCCUCGCGUAUUCUCUACAAGAAAAAACUUUUUGGAAAUACUAUAAUACUGGGCAAUUAAGGAUUCUACGUACGGGUAUCACGAAAAGGCACCGGCCGGGUAUCAAAGUCGUGCCUUUGAGUUUAUUCUGGGUAUGGCUUUAAACUAUUGCCGUACUGAAAUGUAUUUAGUUGUGCAGAUGUCGAUACACAGAUGGUAACGUCAGAAAACAUUUUAGUGUGGUGUUGAGAACAAAGUUCGUGAAAGUUACUACGAAGAGAGAGAGAGAGAGAGAGAGACAUGUUGAAAGUAUCCAAAAGAAAAAUCAGUCAAGUAUGUGCCGCAUGUUUAUUAUUAACCUCUGAGUCCGUGACAUUUCUUAAAUUGGAUUAAGUGUCGAAGAGAGAUUAAAAAAAAAAGAUAACCUAAGGAUUCUUUUUUUCUGAUGAAUUAACCCUCGCAAGGACACUAUGAAACUUAUCCAGCACAAAACGAUAAGUUUGAAGGACUUCGUUUACUUCCAUUUUGAAGUGUAUCAUGCGAAGAUGAGGAUGUAGGAACCUGAAGAACGUGAAUGAACAAUAGUGAAAAUAAACAAACGAACGAGUGAAUGAAUGAACAAAUCCUCAAUUCAGAAAACCAGAGGUAGAAGAGGAAUAAAUAAGAAGGAACAAUUCUCAAGGAAGACAAAAAUCAUUUAAAAAAAAGACAAAAAUCAUUAAAAAAAAAAAGUAAACAUUUCCUCGAAGUUCUUCUCAAGGAAUAAGUAGGAACAAUUCCAGAAGGAAGACAAAAAGCAUAAAAAAAGACAAAAAUCAUAUUUAAAAAAGUAAACAUUUCUUCGAAGGUCUCUUCUCAAGUUCCAGCUCGUCGUCGUCGCCGUCAAUGUUGCAGGGAAAAUGACUGCUCUUUGGAAGUCCUUCCUCAUGAACCUAUUCUACCACUUCCUGCUGAUUGCUGGCGGGUCGUCUCUCCUGCCCCGGUCUCAGGCCGAAGAUCUAGUCCUGGUGAAUAAUGAAUACAAGGGACUUGUUGUCUCCAUAAGUGAUCACGUCCCCCAGGAGCACUGCAGUCAGUUAAUACACGGCCUCAAGAAUGUGAUGCGAGAAUUUUCCAGCGUCUUAUGGAUGACGACUGGAGGCCGCGCCUCCAUCCAUGAUGCGACGGUUGCCCUCCCGAGGUCCUGGAAGAUAGAAGACCUGUCCUGCUCCGAGAUCAUGCCCCUGAGCAUCGCCGCCAAGCCCACGAGUGGGCACGUCCGCAUCACGGCUUCCCAUCCAGUGUUCGGCUCCAGACCCUGGGCGCAGCAGAGCCAAGGUUGCGGGCGGCGGGGAGACUACAUCCAGAUGGGCAGCGACAUCUUGAAAGCCUCCUUCAACAACACGUACAGCAAAGUCGCCCAUUUGCUGAUGGCCGAGUGGGCAAAGUACCGCUGGGGGGUGUUCGAGGAGAGGGGGUACCCGAACGACGUGCUGUACCCCACGACGUUCCGCGACCCGCGCACGAUGAGGUUUCGGCCGAAUUCCUGCAACUCUCACAAUGCUAUGGCCCUCCCAUUCUGCUCUGAUGCCAUGCACGUCCCCGAGGCUCCUACCAAGCACAAUGCCCAGUGCAUAGGGCGCCCUGCUUGGGACAUCAUCCACCAGUCGCAGGAUUUUAUUUAUGGAAGGGACAGCCCAUCGAACGUGACAGCACCAUUUAUGCCCUCCCUGAAUUUUAUUCAAGAAAGCCCACCAAGGUUUGUAUUGGUUGUUGAAGACACGGCUGUCAUGGGCCUCCAGCAAAGGUGGGAGUUUGUGCGCAAGGCUGUCCGGAGAGUCAUGGUCUACGACGUUCCCGACGGCUCAUAUGUAGCAUUAGUCAUCUUUAAUUCAGUGGCCAAGACCACAGCUCCCCUGAUGAAAAUGGAGUCUUUGUCGGACGUUCGUCAGAGAGUUGGCUCCUCGCUGCCCAGAAACCCCUCGACUGUACCAGAAAGUCUGAAAUGCGUACUUUGUGGUUUGCAGGAAGCUCUCAGGGCGCUUGAAGGAGAUCCACUCAGGGCAAGUGGAGCAACAAUCAUCCUACUAACUACUGGAAAUGGAAUUGACAAUAGACGCGAAGUAGAUGAAAUGAUGCAGUUGGCCAGAUUGCACAAAAUACGAGUGAACACCAUCAUUUACCCGUUUAUAGAGCAGAAAGGUUUCUUAAACAAGGGAACAAGUCUUCAGUCCCUGGUAUCCAGCACUGGUGGAUCAUCAUUCACAGUCAUGGACGAAGGAGUAGGCAAUGAUUCCAAAGUAAAUAUGAUGGUAGCUCUCAUGGAAGCCCUUUUCUCAGCAGUGCGCCUGAGCUCUCCUGUUGUCUUCCCAGGUGGACCUGUUCUGGUACACAGCCAGUCCUAUUCAGGAGGCAUUUCUGAAAUGGCCUCUGGUUCUUUCAAUUUAGAUGAUUCUUUUGAUCCUGAUGUGCGGUUUUCCAUCUUCUACUAUGACCUUAACCAUGUUGGCAAUACCGUUGAACUAACCUCUCCAUCUGGAUACAGUAUAGAAUCAGUUAAUUUGCAGGAGGAUGGAGAUGCGAAUGUUAUAUUUGUUAAUAUCCCCCAAGCUGAGCGAGGGUUGUGGCAGUACCACGUGGAGAACAGAGCUGAUUCUCACCAAGGCCUUCACAUUCAAGUGGCAGCAACAGAGAGCCACGCACGGAAAAUUGGCCUUAGAGUUUGGAUCAGCCACAAGGAUAAUGCGAUCAACAUGACAGAUCCGUCAGCUCCGGUGAUUAUCUACGCAGAACUGAAAGAUGAUCUGGUACCAAUUCUCAAUGCCAGAUUAACAGCCAGAAUAAAGAGGCUUGGUGCAAACACCACCGGAAGCAUGAUUUUCAACCUCUUUGAUAAUGGGUUUGGAGAUCCAGACAUAACAGCUGGUGAUGGCGUUUAUUCAAGAUAUCUUCCAAUACUUCACGGUGGACCAGGCAACUAUGAGCUAAGUGUGAAAGCGGAUCAUAAUAAUGGUCAGGCACUUUCACCGUCCAAAGACGCCUUUACUAGAUCGCUACGGACACACAACUCAGACAUAACCUGCUGUGGAAGCAUAAUAGCCUAUGAGUACAUUAAACCGAUUGCAUCAUUUCAGCGGUCAGCCAUUUAUGGGGUUCUGAAUGUGGUCUCGCCACCUCCUGCAAUUGACAUAGUUCCUCCAACAAGGAUACUGGACUUGAGAUCUGUUGUUAACCUUACAACCCGUGAGGUUACUCUUCACUGGACAUCACCUGGAGAUGAUUAUGACUGGGACCAGGCUCAUCACUAUGAAGCUGUCCUUGCCUCUUCAUGGCUUGAAGCCAAAGCUUUUGAAGGGGAGAGGAUAAAAGAUAUGCCAGCUCCGGUUUUAGUCGGUACAGAGCAGUUUGUUAAGGUUCAGGUUGAUCAGUAUGACCAGCUCAUUUAUGUGGCGAUUCGUGGGGUAGAUGAAGCUGGAAAUAGGGGAGGUGUUAGCAACAUAGCUUCAAUUAUGGUUCCAGAACCACUGACGACUCCGGCAAUUAUAAUAAUCACUAGAACUCAAGCCCCAACAAUUAACCAGUCAAAACCUCUUGGACGUGAAGUAACUCAGCCAGUACGAGUCAGUGGGUUGAGUGUACAAGACAUGGGAAUAAUCAUUGGAUCCAUUGGCGCUUUUCUCAUUAUUGUAGCCAUCAUAGCCACCUACUGCUAUUGCCACGUCUCUCGUCAGCACACUCACCAGCAUAAAGAAGAGACGGAGAAAAAUGAGGGCAAUCCAAAUAUUUUGAUAAAAUCAAACUCCACUCUUAUGAUGGAUCAAGAUAACAGCCAGGAGUCAGUUAACAGUACUGAGAAGGAAGAGAAAGUAUUGAUAUCAAGAGAUGAUCGACCUCUUUCCCCUAUGCAGUCAUGGGCUGCUUCAAAACUGCUACAAGAACACGAGCGCCACAUCUCGGUAUCCAUUGGGCCAUCUAUGGAAGCGUCAGGAUCUACCAGCACUUACCUUCAGGAACCUUUCCCUGAUGUCACCCUGACCAAUAUAUUUCCGUACCCUAGUUCUCAGACCCCUUCCACGACCCACUCUGAUCCCCCGGCAUAUCAACCUUCUUAUUCAGGUGAAGAGUAUGUUCAAUGUCCUUACCCAUACCCUGAGUACAGCCAGGAAGAACUGCCUCCUUAUACACCACCGGCAUUUCCUGCACAUACUUCUCCCCCACCACCAGCAGCUUACACCCAAGAAAUAAUAUCUCAGACAUUCGAAAUGUCACAUCAGAGUGAACCAAAUAAUACCCAGGCUGAUAUACCGUCCACCAUUCCUAAAAUACCUUACUGCCAAAGUAAUCUACCAGUUAACGUCAUUUGCUCCAGUGAAGGUUCGUACCCCACUCAUGAAACCUUGCACAUGAAGGGCACACCUACAAAAGUCCCCCCUCCGGUAGCGCCAAAGCCAUCACCUUCUGUAAGGACAGUAUCUCUGGGUUCACCAAUGGGAUCUGGUGAGCCUAAACGUCGAAAUGUAACUCAAGUGUAAAUAUACAAGGGACCAUUUUCAAAGAAAAAGAAAAAUGUUGUGAAUCAUUGUCACAGCAAACUAGAGUUAGUGGUUAAAAUGCAGGCUAGAGCAUUUCUCUUGACUGUAUAUAAUUAUCAUGUCAUUGAAAUGAGCAACUUAAGGACUACAUCAAGUUUAGUCAUUAGUAUCAUAAUAUUCUAUGUUUAUAUUUUACGCAAUGAUCAAAAGAUGCUGCAUUCAUAUGAAGGUAGAGCCUUGAAAUGUGAGUUUCAAAGAAAAUAAUCAACUAUCACUUAAGAUUUUCAUCAGUAUUUCAAGUUUGAUGUGGGUCUCCUUAGAUGAAUGCUCGAAUCUGCACGUUAUCUACCAGCUCUAUUGUGCCACUAAUCUUAGCAUUGUAUCUAUCACUACCAUUGGCUUCAUAAGUAAAUGUGUUCUUGUUUUGUAUUAAUACGUAGUCUUUGUACAUACGGUUGAUGGCAUGUAACCGUGUCGGUGUAGAAAACACCCGAAUGUUGUUAAAAUGCCUUUUGGAGAGAGUCGCUCAAAUCUAGUCAGAAGUCAUGGUGGAAGAUAAUGCACAAGUCUCCCAAAUUGCUUUGGAUUUCAUUUUCUCAGGUCCAAAAUUGGACUGCAUCCCCUGAUCCAUAGUUUUGGUGGUUAUCUACAGGUCAAUGAAAAUCAUGAUGAGUUAAGUUUACCUUCUCUCAGGUGCAAAAUUGGACUAAACAGCCCCUAAUCCCUAGUUUUGGUGGUUAACUAUUGAGUACGUCAAUGAAAAUUAUGAAGAGUUUAGUUUACCUUUUUUUUUUCUUUACAUGUGAAAUGACAUCCAGCCUUAAGUAAUAUUUAAGAGAUGGCAUAAACUUUCUUCAAUUAUGUGAUGAUGAUUGAAAAGUAAACAGAAAUUAUAAAUGUACAAGAAACAGGCAACCUAUUUACAAUACUGUUUGCAUGUUUAUAUUCAAGAGGUUUUCGAGAAUCUAGAGUGAUCUUGAAAUUAAAGAUGAGGUCCAACUUAUUACCGGUUUCCUUGGCAUAUAUGUAUACAUUAUGUCAAGGAGAUACUGAAUUAUAACCCCCUUUGCUGCGAUCAUCACUCAUAACUUUAUGAUUUUAAUGGGAACAACUAAGCUGUAAGUAUGUGUAUAUGAAUGUGUGAUUUUGAGUGUGAAUACGGGGGGAGGCGCCCCUAUGAUUUUUUCUAAUUCUGUGAAAAUUUAAGUAUUUUGAGAUGUUUUGCGAUGUAAUACUAUAUUAAGGCCUCGGGUAUUGUACUGUAAUGUUUUUGUCUUUUUAUUACGAAAUUUUCAAAACGACAAAGUCAUCAAUGAUUUUCUAACACAACUCUCAUUGCACAACCAUCAGGGAUGCUGGUGCCAAUUGACUUAUAACACAUUAUACUUAUAAUACUUAUUCACCAAUAAUUUUAUGGAAUGUCAAUUGAAUAUGUUCGUUUAAGAUAUAAUGACAUCUUUUACUGUCGUAAUUCUCUUGAUGAUGGAGUGAUAAUUCUCCCGACUUCUGUUAAGCAGUUUUAAAGGUUAUGCAUUUCCAAACAGUUUUGAUUUGAAUUUACCCACUAUUUAGAAAACGUCAAAAAAAAAAAAAAAAAAAAAGAGAGCAAUCACAUUGGCAAAUACGCUAUUUUCCCCACUGAUGAUUUUUACUUUGUGAUUUUCACGAAUAAUGUAUUUUACUGGAGGUAAAAGUAAUCAUCAAUUCAGAAUCCAAUGAUGCAAAGCAUGACAUACGCAAAAGGACGAAAGUUUUGACAAAGGGAAGGGAGAGAAAGAACAUAUGACAUCAUCAUUAGCUCAGUCUAUUCUUACAUGACCACGUCAUCCAACGAUAUUUGUACCUCCCUCAACAAAAGUUGGACACCAAGAAUCCAUUCUCCACAGAUGGCGCGAGUGUUCCCAAGUCGGUGUUAAAUGUGCUUUAAAAAUAUUUAAUAUGAUAAUAUAAUAUUUUAAAAAUCUUUGGAUAUGACGUGUCAGAUCUAUCGAUGAAGUUAGGUGUAUACGGAAAAAGGAGGACAAAAAUAAGUUUUUAACUGAAGACUAAGAAGAAAAUGGGAAAACUCGAGAAUGUAACGAAUAUCAGAUUCGAAACUUCUAAAUUCAUAAAAAAAAACUCUUGCCAUUAAGACAGCUAAUACCUGAUAAAAGCUGGGACUUAGUACCGUAUGAGACUUAAGGAAAAUAAGGAAAAACUAGUCGACACUUUUUCAUCCUCAUCCUUCAUCCUUAUGCUCAUCCAUCACAAUUCUGCCUGUUUUUGUGUCGGUCAUCAACAAAUGAAGGAAAUGUUUUGCCAGUUUUGACGUAUAUAUUUUUUUUUUAAGUAUUUUUUUUAUACUUCAUCCAAUUACGCAAAUGCAUGUGCUAUUAUACAGCCAAUUCAGGAACUUCCAUUCAAUUUCAUAGACACACACACACACACACACA
Messenger RNA from Macrobrachium nipponense, 7370 nucleotides. Its product is annotated as calcium-activated chloride channel regulator 1-like. The record is from RefSeq and is a predicted model, not a curated record. Lineage: Eukaryota; Metazoa; Arthropoda; Malacostraca; Decapoda; Palaemonidae.